CCCCUUCCUCUUCACCAGCAACAAACAAAAACCCACGCUCAAUUUGCUCACUCCGACAACUCCAAGAGCCAAACAUGUUUAUGAACAAACAACAAUCCUAACAAUUCUCUACCCUCUUCCUUCCCAAUUCUCUUCAUCUUCAAUUCCUCCCACAACCUUAGCCUCCCAUCCCAUCCACACUUGAGCAUCCAAUUCUGAUAUUCCAAAAAAAAAAAAAAUUUCAUUCUUCUGAUUCUUUGGCUUUGAUUAGUUCUUGGGAGCUGAACUCUGCGAUCUGGGUCUUGUUCAAAUUCUGGUUUUGGGUGCUAUGGCGCUUGAGUCUUCAAUUCUAAGCCCGCCCAGAUUCAUUUCUGGUUCGAAAUCAUUGGGUUUCUUGUAUUACCAUAAGCAGAAGUGAGCCAUAUGUUACUGAAGAGGAGUGAAAACUGAUGUUGUGAGGGCCAGAGUUAAGUGGGGCAAUAGAGGAGGAAGAACAGGAUAUGAUUGAAAAUGUGUUGGAGAUUAAAGAUACGCAUGUUAGAGAGGUGAUGACACCUCUUGUAGAUGUAGUUGCAAUUGAUGCCAGUGCAACGCUGAUUGAUUUUCACGACUUGUGGGUGACUCAUCAAUAUUCAAGGGUGCCGGUUUUUGAGCAGCGUGUUGAUAACAUAGUAGGCAUUGCAUAUGCAAUGGAUCUCCUGGAUUAUGUUCAGAAGAUUCAAUGUCAGUCUGGAAUCCUCUUAGAGAAUUCCGCAUUCGGAAGGUUCACAUGGCUGUGGUUCUCAAUGAAUAUGGUGGAACUGUAG
Rosa rugosa (rugosa rose) is the source of this 785-nucleotide messenger RNA. Its product is annotated as putative DUF21 domain-containing protein At3g13070, chloroplastic. Bases 480 to 785 code for a protein of 101 amino acids. The transcript is spliced from 5 exons. The record is from RefSeq and is a predicted model, not a curated record. Lineage: Eukaryota; Viridiplantae; Streptophyta; Magnoliopsida; Rosales; Rosaceae.